GCAGGCUGGCUUCGGAAAUCUUCGAAUGCGCCACUCUGUCAAAAAAGUACCUAUUGUGUGUUUUGUAUUAAAGAGUACACAUUCAACCUUCUACGCAUUAGUAUAUAAUCAAAGAGUUGCUGAAAAUCAUUAGACAACGGAGAAGAAUAAAAAAAAUGACAGCUGCGUUGGAAUUACAUCAAGAUUCUAGGACCAGAAGUCAAUCCACGCGGGAACUAAUAUCAAAACUCACAAAAUAAGCCUGAGUUCUUUUGCACGAAACAGUUAAGUGGAAAAUAAUAUCAAGAUGGAUAGUUCCACGAGAAAAUUUCAAGACCUGCAGCGUUAUCGUCCAUAUUUGGAGAACAAGAUAGCAAGCUUGAAAGAAAUUCGAUUUAAGAAUACAUUUCCCGAUGAAAAAAUUAACCAAAAAAUCGAAAGGUUGACAACGAUCCAUGGAUUACUGUGUGAUACGCAGGCUCCAAAAAAAAUUACUCUUUCUACCUGGGAUAAAUUUGAAGAAAUUAUUAAAAAACACAAACAGCAGGACAGGUAUGAUAAAACAUGCCAACAACUGGAUAAAUUAUCGAAAGGCCAUGGAGAAUCGCAAGGAUCAGGAAGCAGCUAUGGUAGCAUUAGCAGCCACAUUGAUCGCUCGAAAAAGGUGUUCGAUGACACACCUGCGUCGCCAAGUCCACCGCACAGUCCAGCACACUCAACAAGCUCACACGACUCUGCACCUAAAGUUAUUCCCUUAGAGCGGCAUUCUCGCUUUGUACCUAUCCAACCUAUGAAGAUAGAUACCGUUACGGAUUUUUUUAGAAACAGAAGCCCGUCACCCGCCCUUGAUGUACUAAAAAUUGUCCCCAUUCCAAGAACCAAUAUGAAGGAUAUUGGUCCUCUGGAUUGGGAUUCGGACGAUGAGUGUGAAGUAGCGCCAAAACCUCGACCACCGAUCAUUGUACCUAGUAAACCAGACGUGGUUACUGCUACUAAAAAAGCAAUGGAUAAUUUAACGUCAAGAGACUCUCAGAGGAGGGAGACAUCGAGAAAAGAUGAGAUUAAACCUAUAAAAUGGGAUAUUGAGCCAAUCAACCAUUCAUCGCAAAACAUACCCACGGUGCCCGUUAACUCUUUGGGUGGAUCUCGUCGACUCAAGACAGUCAUUGAAAAAACAAAUAUCCUCAACCUAAACUCAGACUUAAAUCGCAUAUUAUCUAGUCGUCAUUAUCCAGGCUUGCCUAUCAGUGAUGAAGUCAUGGCUUCACCCAACCCAGAUUUCUUUCAAAAACCACCUGCUCCUCCUCUUCAUGAACCACCACCCUCUACGUUUUCACCUCCGAAACGGGACAUGCCGGCACCUUUGACCUCGAAAGUACCGACUACCCCAUCGUUACUACUCAACGCACCUAUGACCACCUCAAAAAUGCCGAUUUCUCUUGAUGAUAUAUCCGAGUUUUUGGAUGAUAGUAGUCUCAAAAGGUCCGAGGGUAUGGCCAAACAUCUGCCUACUGGUCCGAGGCCGGCCUCACGAAUGGCGCACGUGCCCAAUCCCUCGCCUGGUAUGCUCAGUCCAAGGUCGGAUAAUACCAUCUUGACCCCUCAUCCAGAGCCGAGAGUUCAAAGUGAUCCACGCUCACGUCCAAACAGCAGUGACCCUCGCAGUUACGGUGUGUCACCAGUGAUCAAUAGUGAUCCACGGUUAGCUAGCAAUCAGGGAGAUCCGCGAAAUCACUCGGUCGUGCCUUCGUCGGAUCCACGUAGCCAAAGUAUUGCGGGCGCUAGGUACGCUGACAACUAUGAGCGUCAUAAGCGAAUAACGGAUUCAUCAAUGCCCCCCGAUUACCAAAGGCAUCAGUAUAAUCAGGAAGCCAUUCCUACGAUGGUGCCGCCACCCGUACACGGCCCAGGUCCAAGUUCUGCUCCAGCUUCAUUAACUUACGGACAACAAAUGGGAUCGUCCAAUCAGAUGGGUUACGAUUAUUGGAUGGGAGCUCCUCCACAGCAACAGCAGUGGAAUCAACAUCCACGCAUGCAACAACAAACUACAGCGCAACCUUAUCAAAUGUCAAAUCAGUCAACUAGUUGGCAACACAUGCAGCCUCAUUCAAUGAUAAAUGGCGAUUCCCGAAUGGGUCAUUCAUAUUCUAAUCAAAUGCCACCCAACACGGGUCGGAAUGAUUCACACAUGCAAAACGUGAUGAGCAACAACACGAGCUAUGGUCAGAACAGAAGCGCAGGUUACCAAGAUUCGCGGCCUUCAUACAAUAUGCCUUACGAACAGCACCAGCCCCAGAUAAGGCCUUCUUGGAAUAAUCGAGUGAACGAUUCCGAGCGAUUCUCUGGUAGACCACCGUUCGGAAGGCCUGGCGGACCACCAAACUCUUGGAACAAAGAUAUUCAGAGACCAAAUCGAGAUCCAAGAAUGUUUUCGGACAGGGAUCCGAGAACGCGACCCGAUCCUCCGCGACCUUCUACUCCCCCAAUACCUCCUAAAGAAACACCCGCUCCGUUCAAAGCAUCCGAGAAAGACACACAUCCAAAUAAAUCCAAGCCAUUGCCUGAAAAAGAAGUUUCAAAAAAACGUCCGGAUAUUGGUAAGACUGAUGUCGUAAAGGAAAAAACCAAAGAAAAGGAGAAAGAUAAAAUCAAAGAUAAAGAUAAACAUAAAGAUAAAGAUAAAGAUAAAGAUAAACACAAGGAUAAAGAUAAAAAUAAACACGGUGAAAAAUCAAAGUCGAAAUCUAAAAGCUCGAAUAAGCCUCAAUUGACAGACAUCUAUGGCACCAUAGAUGCAAAGAAAGCUGUUAAAGGAUCUGGAUUGCAAAAGUUUAAAAUUCCUAAAAAGAGACCCUCUUAUGAUGCUAGAGAUACCGCAGCUGCAUCCGAGGAAAAUGUAGAAGAGAGUGAUGUAUUGAUUACUCACGAUACCAGUGAGAAACAGUCGGAGAGUAGUACAUCCAAAAAAUCAUCCAAGUCAGGCGCAAAAGAAAAAACAAGUAAAAAAGACAAACAUAAAAAUGAUGUUCUGGAUGAACUGACAGAUAUCGACAAAAUUGACGGAUUGAAAGAACUUGCGGCUGCUAAAAACCUUUCAAGCGAAGACAUGGCAAUCAUUUUCAAUCAAAUGAUGACAACUCUAAAAAAGAAAAAAAAACCUGCGAUAUACUUGUCUGAUGACGAAGAUGAAGAUAGCAGUGACAAGCAAAAAUCAGAAACAAAGAAAACAUCAAAAAAGAAAAAACAUUCAAAGAAAGUAAUUGAAUCAUCCGACGAGUCUGAAAAUGAAAAGAAACUAGAAAAGAAUAAAGAAAAAAAGAAAAAGAAGACUGGUGCAUUAAGGAAAAUAAUCAGUGAUGAAUCAGAGGCAGAAGAAAAAGAUAAUGCGGGAGAGAAUGAAGAAACGUUCGCUGAUCUAUUAAUGGAAAAUGAUGUACCUAAUGACGAUGGUAACGAUCUACCCGUAACCGAGCAAGAACCAGAAUCCGAAGUAGUAGCUGCCGAAGGAGAGGAGGAAGCUGCUACUGUUGCUACGGAAGAAGAAAAAAUUGUCCAAGCACCUGCUAAACCAAAGCCAAAACGUCGGACUCGCGAACUCGAUGCUUUACAGGAAGACUUGAAGUCCAGCUGGAUAUGUGAUGGUGCCAUGAGAGCUACUGGCAGUCGUAUGUGUAGUCAGAGAAAUAAAGACUUGGAGCAGGUACAAGAAAAAUCGACGGAAGAUCAACCUGGUAUAUCUGCUGCUACAGCAAAAAACAUAGGUUUGCUUAAGAAUGUGUCGAUUAAACUUUCGAAAGACUUUCUCAAUGUUUUAAAUUCAAAAACAGGUAAGAUGAAGAAGCCUCUACCACCUAAAGUCAAACCGGGCCCAAAGAGUAAAAAGGCUGCCGCCUUAGCCACAGCUGUUGCUAUCGCUGCGUCCGAGGCAAGCUUGACCUCUUGCCUCGGGACUUCGGACAGCGAAGAUGAUGAUACUCCCCUGUCGUUUAGAUCCGAAAAUAUAAACGCCGAUGGCAAAUCAAAGAAAGAUACGUCUCCCAAAACUGCUAAAAAGACGCGAGCUAAAGCUGUCAAAGUUCAGCCUCCGCCGCUUUUUGACAGCUCGUCCAAUGACAGCUUUAAUCUUGACGCCUCGGCAGUUGAACCUUCUACAGAUAUUUCACUGCACCCUGAGACCAAUCCAACUGAAAAAACAGCCAAGGGAAGAAAAACGACCAAAUCGAAAAAGAAGGCAACGACAGAUACAGCUGCGGAAUCGUCUUCUGAUGAAAGUCUGGUGGAUACAACAGCCAAAUCACGCGAAUCAAACGAAGAACUACUUGAUAACGUUAUGGCAGAGUUGGCUUCGAAUCCUAAGUAUUCAGUGGCUAAAAAGAAACAAACUAAAAAGAAGAAAAGUAACUGGCAAAUGGGUAUCGUGUCGAAAAAGAAGAAAAAGAAAACACCAGCAGCAGCAGCCAAGAGCGACGAUGUGCACGGCUCGACCUCGGAUCUAUCUGUGACCAAUGAAAACGAUCUGGCUGCAAGUGAUGGCGCAUUAGUAUCGUCGAAAAAAACAAAAAACUCUUUAGAGCUCCAAGAUAACGCUGACGAGUCGGAAGAUCCUGGUUGGAACACUAUGAGCACCACUCAAGAUGAAGAAGAAGUAAUAUCGCGCGUUGAUCCUGACGCUUUGAUCGGAUAUACCCAAUCCGAAGGAAAGCACCAGUGCCUGCUGUGUAGAUUUUACCGCAAAAACAUCGUACAUCACUACAAGAUACAGCAUCCGAAGAAAGAAGUGCUGAUAUCGCGUCUACCGGCAGAAGAGUCCACUCUAGCGUGCGAAGAGUCCAUGAGGCUGGAUUUGGAGAAUAAUGAUCCACCACCUGAUGCGGACAUUGGCAGAUACAUCUGUCGCUUUUGUAACUUCAUGACAAAAGGCGUGGAUAUCGUUGCCCGUGAAUCGUUUUACGAACACUGUACGAACCACACGGGUGAAUAUCGUUUCAUGUGCCAGCAAUGCAACUACGAGGCUGUGACAAAGGGCUCGAUACGCACGCAUUUCUACAAAGAGUGUCGCAAGCUCUCAAAUAUGAAUUUGAACGAAGCGAUUAUUGAGACGACGAUUCCGGUGGACAACAGAAUUUACGGCUACAUCUGUACGCAUUGCAAUUUUCUUCAACUGAAAAAAAGUAACGUGGAAAAGCACGUGAGACUAUGGCACACGAGAAUAAAUAAAGAUCUUGAUGUCAAAAUCAUGAAAAUCGACAUGUCAAUCAGCGUGAAGCGAGAAGAUGUUCAAAUAUCGACGAAUUUUGUCAAUACUGCUGUUGUAAAAGAAAUUGAACCGAAGAUCGAAAAUGAUCCUAUCGAAACAUCGAUGCAGGAAGAAUUUCAGAUUGAAGGUGACGAAGACGGUUCGGCAGCUUGUGACGUCAGCGUGCCUGAGAAGGUAUAUUUUCCUCCAGAAGACCCCGAUCUCAAUAUUACGCUGGAACUGGUGGAACAUAAGCCCGAAAAGAGCAGUAACUUGAGCGCGUUCGUAUGCCCCGACGAAGUGGCAACCAAAAAAGAAGAAGAGAUUCAAAACGAGCGCAAAAAAAAGAUGCAAGAGAUCGCUCAAAACAUUGGCAUCAAAGUUGGAGAGAAAGAGACUCCAAAACGACUUUCCAUCAUCGACAAACUCAAGGACAAGAUUGAAGAAACUGCUAUGCCUAUUGAAGAGAUCGAAACUACUGUUCCCGAAAAAAUCGAGAUGGACGAGAGUCCUUCCAUGGAAGAAAGUCAGGAUCCGCUUAGUAUUCCCGAGGAGAAGAUCGGGAUACCCACGGUGGAUGCUCAAACGGAGGAAUCGAAGCCUCAGAUUUUGGAAGAAACUAGGCCGAUCAAAGAGGAUCCAGAAAACUCUACUGUUGUUUCAGGAGAAAAAGAUGACAAGGCCAGUAACAAAAUAAAGGAUCCUUUAGCUUUCGUCGAUGAAUCCACCGGAAAGACUGUUGUGAGCGAAGACGAUGACAGCGAUCCCAACGUUAUUCCUCCGCUUCAGUACGACUCCGAGUCUGAUCAGUCGGAUCACGAAAUUACCACUCCCGACGUCAGCAGUAUUCUGCAAGAUACGAAUAAAAUAGGCUCGCCUUCCAAGGGUCGUAUGAUGACGACGAUUCAGCGACUCGCGGCACAGUUGCAGACCAAGCCUCCGGAAACUCCGCCGCUGCCUGAGCCCGAAAUGGUCAUGACGGAUGUCGGAAAUGGGGCUUCUGUAAAAGUAAAAACGGAGCAGACUUCUCCAAAAAAACAAGACGACAUGGCUGUUACAUCGCAAACAACUAUUAAGACUGAAGUCCAUGCGGAGCUGGGAUCGCUAACGGCAAACGAUAAUGGGCUUAAAGCAACUGAAGAAGCUGCUUCGAAGCAAACUGCUCAGUCUCCUAAGACUUUCAUUAGAAUCAGGAGAAUAAGUGGAGAUAAACUUUCCAAGGGAGGCGACCAAGAGUGCGAAUCAAAUAACGGGACCGACCAGACAAUGGCUACCAUGAAACCCCUAGACGCAGAAGACGACUCGAAUUUCGGAUUUAGAAUUGAAAGUGUCGUGAGUCUUGCUCCACAGGACGGUGUCAACAAAUUUGUUCCUAAUAUGCGCCAAACGGUCGAAACAUCGCCGCCAAUAGCCGGUCUACCGGUGCUAAAAAAGGCACCCAGUCAAUACAUCAUCAAGCGUGCAGAUGGCACAAGCCAAGUCUUGACAAGCUCUACGGGUGAGCCGCUCAAACUUGUCCCGAUAUCAAUACCCUCAGCAGUUCGUACGAGUGCCAAACCUUCCGAUAGCUAUGUGUCCAUUGGUGGACAGAUAUCGAUCAAGUUAGAUCCGAAAACAAUGACUUCGUUAUCAUCAGCCGCGCCUAAUGCUAUCAACAGCCCUACAACGACUAUCGUCACCUCGACUGGACAGCCAAUCAAGCUGGUAAAAAUAAAUCCACCUGAACAGAUGCCCGUUGCCAUCAAGCUUAAAUCCGCUGUUGUUUACGAAAGAAUGCUAAACGACGACAAGCUUGUACACUUGUUCAAGUGCAUGGGUCGAGAUUGUUGUUUUACAACGAGCACCGAGCCCAUAUUCUUCAGGCACAUACAAAUGCACGAAAUUGAGUCAUCAUCUGAUGUAUCAAGUUAUACCGAGUAUAGAGAUUUUCACAAGUGUGCUUAUUGCUACAUCAACUGCAAAAACUAUACCGAUCUUGUCCAACAUCUCGAGACAACGCACAUAUUCUGCAGAUACUGCUGCAAGUACUGUUUUUAUAGGGCUUAUGCUUAUUCUUACGUCGAAAUACAUCAGAAAAGUUAUCACCCUAUAAAAAAAAUUCACAUACUCGUAGCGAGCGAAGAACUUGUGCUCGCACCUCCUCCUCCGAAAAGACUCGAUCGUAAACAAAUUAUCAAGCCAUACGUGUGCGUUCAUGAGUGCAACAAGUAUUUUUUUAUACCGGAAGCCUUCAUGUUACAUCUGAAUAUGCAUCAUAAAAAUAUUAUUUCUGGCUACAAGUGCCAUAUCUGUGUAGUCUUAGCAUCCAAUACAGACGCUCUCAUUGAACACUACAAGCAGCAUGGUUAUUUCAAGUACCAUUGCUUGUACUGUGCUCAUGGUGCGGCCAAUAUGAAAGAACUGGCAUCUCAUCUGAGCUCGGCUCAUUACAACCAGCCACCUCAAGUUCUAGAGAGAUGUUUACCUCGUGAGAUCUUGAAAAACUUGAGUGCGAUCGAACAGUUACGGGUACGUGACAUAGAAGUAAUGCAGCGUAAACCUGAGGACGAUAUCAAUCCAAAAGUACCGAUACCACCACUAUCAAAGACUCCAAGUGCAAUUUCUGUGAUCCCCAGUGCACCGAUCAUGGCGACCAAAAUUCUUUCACCCAAAGAAAAACUCGCGACCAAUAGUGACGGCGGUAUUUCUAAUUUUCGUAUUAUAAGUGCACGCAGUCUGAAUGCCAAUUCCACCAAUUUACUCAAGGUUGGAAAAAACGUUAAGCUUGCUUUGGCCGAAAUACCAAAGUUGAACUUAGAUGAAGCAUUAUUACAAAAAAACCACUUGAGUAGCUACAAUCUGUUUUAUAAUAAAAAACAAAUCGGUGCGGAUGAUUCAAAUGACGACAACAACGAUGUCGUGUUCCUAGAAGUCCGAACUCAACCAAGCGAUAGUAUAAAAAACCUGCAAGAGCCGACUGCAAAUACAUUAGAAAUCAAGGAAGAGACAUCAACCGAAGAUGAUGAAGACUCGAACAAAGCAAGCGAGUCAGAGCAAAAUUGCAGCAGUAACGCGACCGGUACGGAUCAUUCUACUACCACCUCAAAGAGUGGUGAACCUAGCACUGUUCGUUUCUUAACUCUUGACGACGUGAAAAACACUGGCUUCAUGGGUUGUGACUUGUUCCGUUGUGGGGUCGAGAAUUGCCAAUUCAGUGUCGAAUCAGCGGAAGAGCUGCGCGCUCACAUGCAGCAGUGCCUUCCCUGUGCCGAGGAAGGCACUGACGCAGCUUUGUAUUGCCCGCACUGUGGUCCGCAGAGCAAACGCUUCGUCAAGCCAAGUUCCUUUAUCGACCACAUAAAGAUACAUGGGGUCAAGCGUUUCGGCUGCAUCUUAUGCGAUGCAAAAUUUGCUCUACAGAGUCAGGCUACGUGUCAUCUACGUCUCAAGCACAAAUAUCUCACGUCAAGGUUUGUGCCUGCCGAUCCCACGAAUCCGUCGACCGAUGGCGUUUUCUACAUCCAUCCGGUGACCGUGGACAAGGUGAAGGGUGGUAAAAAGGGCCAAAAAACUGUUACGGAGAAGCCCACCGAGCAGGAGAAGACGAGCUUUUUGCCGAGCGAAAUCGACAAGCUGCCUUUACCUGCCAUCUUUAACAAGGCAGUGCAGUGUGCCAUCUGCUCGUAUACCAACAAAGUGCGUACCAAUAUUGUUCGGCACUUGCAAGCUCACCUCAAAGACGAGAGUGUUCCCACUGCCUGUCCAGUCAAUCCGGUGCCCUGUCUCGAUAAGAAGGAACGCAUGUUUGACAAGAUGGUUAAUCUAGCGAGUAGUUCGCACGAAAACGGUCGAAUGGGUAGCGGCGGUUUAGGCCCUGCUCCAAAGGAGGGCAAGCCUGAAGAGGACGAAGGUCUACCGAAAUUCGUUCCCGAAAAUAGAAGAUACGUCUGUGGCGUUGCGGAAUGCAACUAUUUAUCCGUGGACGAAUUGAUGCUGCGGCAUCACUUGAAAGCUUUGCACUCGGACGAGGUGUACUAUCGGUGCCCCCACUGCCCACCACCGAACGGCCAGGAUCCCGGCCAAAACAUAGCCUUAGAUAAAAUGGGUGUUCACUUAAAAAUGCACGAUUGCCGACUUUACAAGUGUUCUCAUUGCAUAUACCAUCACUAUCACAGGCACGUUGUCGAGCGCCAUUUGGCCGAUAAGCAUGCGGAAAAGCGUCAGUUUGUCAAGGUGGUGCGCGAACUACAGACCGACCAACAAAUAAUCGAGAACCAGCAGCAGCAACAACUGUUGGGUACCGCUUCCCAAGAGAUCGAGGACGAAGAUCAGCCGGAUCCGGACGGCAACACCUGGAAGUGCAACCUGUGCGAUUUUAAGUGCAUAUUAAAAGCAGCCAUCCAAAAUCAUGCCGCUAUCGAGCACAAUGAGCGCUGCCAGUUCAAAUGCAACGGUUGUGGUUUCAGAACCAUCAGUAAGAUCACCUUUGAUCAGCACAUGGCCACCAAACACACCAAUGACCCUCAUGUUGAUUAUACCACCGUGUAUCGCAGGAUCAAGAGUUUAAAAAAACCAGAGAUAGUGGAAGCCCCGGUUGUGCAGGAUGAGCCGUUCGACACUACGCCGCUUUGGUCGCGACAUAUGCCACGGAUUCGUCACAUUCGAGGCAUUCUGUUCGAGGAGGAGGAGGAAAACAACGAAACCGGAAAACCUGCCAAGCGCAAAUCCGCCAAAUCACUUUCGGAUGACCCGCUCAAGUCACCCGAGACCAAGAAACAACGCGCAUUGUCGAUCGAUGACAUUGAUAAGCUGCGCACGGCCGAUGGAGGCUUUGGAUCUUACGGCACUCCCAUCGGGAACCAAUACACAUGCGUGAUUUGUAACUCUUACAAGUCACGGUACAAGCAAGACUUUAGAGAUCAUAUGUUCCGUGACUUGAAAUACUUGAGGUGGAAUUGCCCUAAUUGCGAGUACAAGUCAGUAAAUCGCGCGAUAUUACUUAAACAUCAUAAUAGUAAACAUUCUGGUCUGACUUUCAACGUUGAACCUACCAGUCCUGAUGCCCAAAUCGAAGACUGGGUUGCUAUGGUUGUGAAGACACAAGGUGAAAUCAUGAAAGCUAAUAAAGCCGCUGCAAAUACAGCCGUUGAAGAUGAAGCCGAGGUGGAAGUUGAAGCCGAAGCCGAAGAGAGUGGUGACGAAGACGACUACCUGGUCGACAGUAUUAAAAUCGAAGAGGAGGAGAUCGAGGACAUCAAUAUAGACAACGUUUCAUCCGAGGUGCUGUCGGAGGCUAUAUUUUGCAAACACUGUCACAUGAAGUUUACAAAGUGGCGAGGCUUCAAGCGACACGUUCAGCUGAAGCACUUGAAAAGGCUGAAGUUUUUGUGUGCCUACUGCGACCGCAGCUCAAGUUCUGAGGUAAUGAUAUUGCAGCACGUACGCUCAAGACACAAGAACAUGCCUGAAAAAGUAGUAGAAAAUCCAAAUCCCAAAACUAGCGAGUUGAGUGCCGAAUUUUGGGAACGUGAGUAUGGUCUGUUUGUGCCGAAACGUUCAAAAAAACGCAAACGCCCCGAGGAUGUGACAGUAGGUGUCACCGAGGACGGCCAAAUAAACGAGUUACCCUGCAAAAAGUGCGACUUUACUGCAUUGAACAUGACUGGGCUCAAGAAUCACAUGAGAACGCACGAGACGAAAGUCAAGCAAAAGUGUACUUACUGCACAUUUAGCAGCUUUAAUCUGACUGAGAUGCGACAGCACUGGGAGGUCAAUCACGCUCAUUUGGAAUUUAAGGUCGAAGAGGCUAUAGUUACUAGCGCCGCAAUGGACGUAGCAGCGUUGCGCGUCGGCAAAAAAGCUAAGUUUAAUGAUGAAAAAAAAUCUAUAGUUUACUACUGCUAUUACUGUAGUAUGAGCAGCCAAUCACUUGAUAAGAUUAGACACCACUGGCAACUUUUGCACAAGGACAAUACUAGAACUUCGAUGUUCAAGUACAAAGAGCAUAGCGAGGUAAAGAUCAAGUGUGCCUAUUGCGCCGAAAAUGGCACUAAAUCCACUCUGGUUCAUCACAUUAGAGAAAAGCACGGCCGCGAUAAGCCCCUUUUGAUGGUAGAGCGGGAGGAAGAUGGCUGGAUGUGCGACGAAUGUAAGGAAUUUUUGGCCAACAAAGAGGAGAUCGACGAGCACAAUAACAGAGUUCAUCCAGAAUACACGAUAAACGUGAAAUUGGUGCGUCGAAGUUUCGUGUGCAAGCAGUGCGGUGCUGAUACAAUUUCUGCCGACACGAUGAUGAGACACGCCAAAAGUCACCUUAACGCGUACAGAUGCAAGUACUGUGUCGAAAUGUUUAAGUCCUUCCACGCUGUAAAGAAUCAUUUCGCGGUGGCACACGUCGACAAAGAGCCCGAGACGCGAACCCUCACAACGGACGAGCAGAACCGAGUAAUCGAGAAUCUGAUGCGGGAUUCGGUGGUAAUCAGUCCCAUUCAACUCAGUCCAGUCAAAGUGACAAAUACACCAAUCAAGUCGCCUCCCACGAGUCCGAGACUCGCUAAAAAGUCGACGACGAAGCAAUGCGUCAGACGAAUAUGGCCUACUCCAGAUAAGAUCAAGGCAGUGGCGAGAAAGUCGACGAAUCCGCUACCUCGCUAUCCUUCGGGCAUCGUGUUUGAAAUCGGGGAGAGGCCUGAACCGAAUCCCAUCUCGUAUUAUGGUCGACCCAUAAGUCCGAUAGACCUGAGUAAAUUCAACACUACCCUGAACAAUGCUGGACUUACAAUCAAACUGGACUGUGCCAAGUUUGCAGAAUUUUCGAAUAUCAACUUUAAUCCUAGACUUGAGCUUGUCGACUGUGUAAAGAGCAUAACGCGGAGCUGAAGAAAAUUGCGAUUUUCGAAUUAUAUUGAUAUGAGCUUUGAAUCAUGGUAGCAAAAUGCUCGCUUUUUGUUUUUGUUUUUUUUCUGCCUCUAGAAUAAAAUAAACGCCAAACGUUAUAGUAACUUAAAAAAAUGAGGCUAAAGGUGCUUUGGUAAAGAGCACAAAAAAUAAUCGAAUUCCACAAGAAUAUGAUCUGGAAGACUCUUUUUGCGUGUAAAGUAGAUUACUAAUUAGAGAUUAGUUUUUACUUUCUUUAAAUUGAACUUUUUAGAAUAUUUUUUUAUAAAAAUAUAUCAAAACCUAUACAAAUCUUGUAGAUUUGUUUAAAAAAUUCUUUCUGGAAUGAUUCGAUAAGUGGAAAAAACAAUCGUAACUUCAAUUUGGUCGUGCAUUGAAUUACAGUACUUUAUAGUAAAAUUUUGUUCGUUUAACCGUGUUGCAUUUUGGAUUCGUCCAGCUGAAAAUUUUAGCUUUCCAUAGAUUUUACUUUUUUUAAAUUGAAUGAAAACUAUGUUUGUUAAUUGAAACACAGAAUUAAUAAGUAACUAUUGCGUAAUAAUUGGUGAUACAAUUUGUAAUUCUGUUGUAUUUUAUUUUGUAUUUUAAAUACGAAAACGACUCGUUAACUUUAAUCAAGGUAAUAUUGUGACGACACGCAGCUGGUAACUGGUAUUUUUAUGGACGAGAAUAAUAGAGUAACGAAAAAUAAAUGAUUUUUUGUAAAUAUUCGUAAGUGUAUAAUGUGAAAUUGAUUAAAAUAGGUAUGUUUCGCAGCAGGUAACGUUUUAAUCUCUAAAAUGUUGAGGAAGUCAAUCGUUAUGUAAAUGAUUUUGUACAAUCUACCGAACUAUAGAAUUAUAAGUAAUAAUACAUUGAGCAGUUUUAACUCACUGCAAGCAGUCUUUUUUUCCUACGUAAUGAAAGUGCGGUUUUAUAUUUAACAUUACAACUGAAAACAAAUACAUGUUUCGAGUGAGUUUAUGCUUAUAAUGCAUAUUAAUACAUGCAACAUCAAGUCUAAGCUCGCAGAAAGACUGAAGUAUCAACUGUGUCUAUUAGAAUGUAAAAACUGGAAGGAAUGUGUAAAUAGAGUGUACAAAUCAUGAAUAAAUAUUUUCGAUUUUUUUAAA
Molecule: messenger RNA, 13203 nt
Organism: Copidosoma floridanum
Lineage: Eukaryota; Metazoa; Arthropoda; Insecta; Hymenoptera; Encyrtidae
Biological process (GO): positive regulation of transcription by RNA polymerase II
Cellular component (GO): nucleus
Source: RefSeq, a predicted model, not a curated record